This is a messenger RNA of Cladophialophora yegresii CBS 114405, 3990 nucleotides long. RefSeq lists its product as uncharacterized. Bases 1 to 3990 code for a protein of 1329 amino acids. The transcript has 2 exons. The record is from RefSeq and is a predicted model, not a curated record. NCBI's taxonomy places the organism in Eukaryota, Fungi, Ascomycota, Eurotiomycetes, Chaetothyriales, Herpotrichiellaceae.
AUGUUCAUCAAUUGCAUCGUCUCGGAGUCGGAAUCAUCGACGAUCCUGGAGAUUCAAUAUCCAGGAGAUGAAGGUGAUCGAUUCGUGAACGGAACCAGGAGCGCCAUAAACAGCCUGACGAUUACCUUCUGCGACGAAGAGGGCGUAGAUAGCUUUACACGAACCGUCCAAGACCUACGCAAUAACAGGACACCGGGAAGUGCGCACAAAUCUCCUGGAACACCUAGGAAGCAGUCAUUUGCUUUCAUCAAUAUCAGCUCGGCUUCCGGAGACAACAGUCACAACAAGGGUCGUGCUUUGAAUACUACGAGCACUUCCGAGAUCGAUGGGUCAUCUCCUCUGCGCGAUAUUUCAUUGCGUAUUCGGCAGAAGAGCGACGCAGCAACUGACGGUCUUUUACAGAAGCAGGCAGCUACAGCUCUUUCCCACCUAGGCGCUGGAGAUGGAGAAGAUACACCUGCAUUGAAGAAAGCCCCAGACUCACGUCAGUUGAUCGAACGCUUACGUGCUUCCCAAGAGGAAGCGACAGACUUGCCUCCCAAAGCCGGGUCAGGUUCGAGACGGUCCAACUUGCCUCGCAGUCCACCUAAGGUCGACCCUGGGGAAGGAGCGGUGACAAAGAAGCAGCCGACCCACCAUCCUCCAGCCGCCGAUGGAUCAGCUCGCGGUGCAGCUCCUGCCUCUUCGGAGUCAAAGUCGAAACGCAAGCGCCCUGCUGAACCAGCGAGCAGCUCACUUUCUAAUCAAGCGAAGAAGAGAUCCAAGGUCGCUGACGCCACAACGCAGGCAAGUGGCAAGACAGACACUCAGAUAUCUAUCCACAAGCAGGAAACACUCAAAGCCACCAUGGCUCGACUGACUGGGGCUGGGACAGACGACUCCAAGACCAGCACUGGCACGGCGCAGGCGGGUCUCAAGCGCAGAGCGAACAAAGAAUCCGCCACCCUUAAGAGCGAACAGUCUCAGAAACCAUCCAAACGUGCCUCCGACGCUGCCAGCUUUGACCUUCCACCUACCGAUGACGAGGAUGCCCGUCGUGUAAAGAAAGCAAAGACCGGAGCCAACAAGCGUUCGGCCAAAAUUGCUGGCAGAGAUCGUGAGGAGAAGAAGAAGGGUGCUGUUCAAGUGGUGGCUUCGCCCAAAAACCGCAAGAAGAAGCAGAAAAGCAAGCCGAAGGCCAAGGAGUUUGUAGAUAAGAAGUCGCCACCGACUGCAGCCUCAACCCGAGCGAGAAGAGCUCCCAAGACACCCAAGUACAUUGAGAACUCAGAUGAAAGCGAAGAUGAAGUUGCACUCGAAGAGCCUGGCAUUGAGGAAGUUGUUGAGGAUAUACACAAGGACGACAACGCUGAGGAGACAGCCGAAGACUCACUUCCGGUCAGUAAGGAAAUACUUUCAGCUGCCGCUGAAGCCUCGCAAUUUGAGUUUAUGACCCAUGUUGAGUCGCGACUUCAAGAAAUGGUCGACGGGGAGAGCACUGAUGACGAAGCUGGUUCCAGGGACAAGCGUCCUCUGCAAACUUCAGCCAGUGAACAGCCCACGUUGGAAGACAAACCAGCGGUCCAACAGCCUGCAAAACUGCACAACCAAACUGCUUCAGAGAAGGCGCAACCUGUGACGAAGAUCAUAGCCACGCAGCCUUUCUCGGAGAACAACACCUCAAAGCCAAUAUCUACUAUAGCGCAAGAUACGCUCGCAAAGGACGACACGCCUGUGCGGAACUCCGCGGAAGGACGGAUCGUCGUGGCAGAGAAUCCUUCUUCUUCGACGCUCAGGGAAAAGCAGACCCCUGCAAGGGAUAAGCUCACCAAACAGGUCUCUACCCGGCUAGAGGCUACUCCUCAACGCAAUCCAAAGCGUCCAAGCGAAAAUUCAAUUCCACCAGCGAGCGAGAAGUUGCUGCGAAAGACUCCAAUCGUGCACUUUGGGCCACAAGGUCCGGCCAACCAGGCUGUGCAAAGCAAGCCUCUUCAGAAAGUAGUUGCUUUCAGAAGCGCGGCGGACAAAAGCUAUCGGUCGCCCGAAGCACCACGAUCUGGUGGCGAUGAAGAUAUGCAGGUUACUGAUCAACGUGCCCAGAAACCGCGAAGUGAAACCCUAGAUCCCAUCAACCGACUCGAUGAUACUGAGCAAGAUAUCCAUAUCACACAUAUGGUACAAGACUACCAGCUUCCUCCACAAGACGAGCCUGCCGACGAGACUCAGGUGGAAUAUGUUGAAGAUCCUGUUCAAUAUUCGACCUCAGAAGGCAUGAUCAGGUCACCCGAGAUCGAAGAGACGCAGCCCCGAUCCCCGCAAGACACGGAUCUUCCUGGAAACGGAGUUGCCGAGGCAGGAGCGGACGUUGAAGAUAGUCUCUCGAGUGUACAGAGUAUUGACACAGACGACGCGUCUUUUGCCAACAAAUCCUAUGAUCAAGAAAUCUCGGAGUAUGUUGCAUCUGACGCUGAAGAGGAGGCCAGUAGAGAAUCACCACCAGCUCCUGUAUGUCAACCAUUGUGCAAGCCCGAUACCAUCACACUUAGGGCAGAGACGCCGCUUCUUGAUGACGAUGAGCCCGGCCAAUGCUAUGAGAGAGUCAAGGAACCUGCAGUCUCCCGAUCGUCAACUCGGCAGUCUAUCGGGCUUACCACCAUCUUGGACGAAGAGUACCCUACGGCUCAAAAAGUCAUCAAUCCGCAGAAGUUUAGACAAGCUCGUCAGUCAGCCACGGUAGACCAUGCCAGACGAGCUCAGAUCUCGUCCACCGGAUCUUCCUCACUCACACCGAUACCAAAGCGAGCAGUUAUACUUGAGCCGACAAACUAUGCAAACAUUUGGAAAGAGGCCCAGAGGACCAGCAUUGCGUCUGGCAUUCUUUCCAUGACUUCGAUGCAAGCAAUACCAGUGAACAAGAGCAGCGACCAUCCUAUCGCCCUUCGAGACGAGAAGGAACACACCCGACGCGCUCUUCGCCCCUCAAAUGCGACCUCGAGAAGCGCACCGCGCGCUGGAGAAACAUCGGCAGCAAAGCCACGUACGCUACCCGAUUCUACUGCACGUCCGGGACAGGACUCUAGCAGGAAGACAGUCACCUCACCUCCAUCCAAGACAGCUCGCUUAAUGGCUCCACCUCCCUUACCGAUUCUACCCAUGAGAGUCACUAGUGAACCUGUUCCUGCUCGCAAAUCGUGGCCUGAGUCACACGUCGAGAGAGCCGCGAGAGUCGUCGAAGCAGUAGUAAAAGAGCAAGUCAAACCUACAAAUGCAGGGCCUGUCCGAGUGAAGAAGAGACGGACCCUGCCGCUUGGGCCUGAGGAGCAAAAUCAGGAAUUCGAUGUGCCACCCGCCACGCCUGCAUCAUUCUCUACACGCCUCGAAUUACACGCAGAUUUGCCAACUCAUCAAGCACACGACCGGGAGGACUGGAGAUCGGAAUAUGGGGGUCAAAGGUUCGGCAACGGAAGCAUGACGGUAGUAGACGAAGAAGAGUCUGGCCUGGAAGCGCGCUCAGGGAUUUGGAGAAGGCCAGAACACAGGCAUGGGCCAGAUUCUUGCAAUGGCAUGUCCGAAGCUCCGUCUCCAACUCGCAACUCUCGCGGGACAGAACCCGCUAAGGACAGAGAUGUUCUCGUACAGGGGAAUGUAAUUGCUCGAGGCUCUCAGCGAGCUCUUUUGUCCGCCAUUGUCAACAUCACCAACGAUGUUUUAUUCCGCUUCGGUGAAGAAGAAGACGCCAUAAAGGCUAAAGUCGACCAGUACGGUCAUGGAGGCAGAGCAAUCGUUGAGACUCUGACGGACACCUGGAGGCAGCGACUCGAGCAUGAGCAAAAGAUACUCUUAGAAGGACUCAAAGCGGAGCAGGAAUCCCUGUCAACAGCAGCUUGUCUUCUGACAGAAAAGCAUAGUGGUGGAACAUGGAGAGGGACCAUUGCCGAUGGCAGAUUGCUUGGCAAGGUACAGAAGAAAGGUGCUCGGCUUGCGGAGCAGAUUGAGACGAUGAUGGAGUAA